AUGAUGGCAAUAUCCGCCGUCCCGCCUUUGACGCACCUUCUUUAUCAACAUGAUCCGAUAACGUCGUUGUCGAUGCUCCCUCCACAAAAUGUCAAGCGUCUGGAGCCUUUGUCGCCGACAAAGAAACCGAAAUUGUCGCUGAACACUGCCGAUCUCGCCCCAACCUUUCAUGGCACAGUAAGCCGGCAAAGUGGCAUCACCACGAACUCCACUGCCACUCCCACCACAUUGAACACGUUCAACAACACAUUUGAUCUUACAUAUCGACCAUCCCCGGUGUCUACAGUGUCGUCACCAGGGACCCACUCUCGGUCGAAACCAAGCAUACAUCCGUCAUCGCCCAACACAAGGAUAUCCAAUCAGCCUUACAAUCUGAACCUGCCAUUUGGAGUCCAUCCUAUCUUGAAGAACAGUCCGCUUUGGAAGGACACUCGCCGUUCCUCGAUCAGCGCAAGCCCGCGGUUAGCUGGGCUAAAAGUGCUCUUUCCGGCACCGAAGAAAGUAACGUUUCGAGUACAACUGGAGGAUGAAAUUGUCACGAAGCGUUAUGUAGAGCGCCACGUCGACUUGAGCUCCUCGGAAGACGAAUCAGCCCCAUCAGAGGCAGACGAUCGAAGUAACACAGCGAGUGAUGAAGAGGCUGGCAAGGGCCGACCAACGAUUCGAGUAGAUGAGUUCUCGGUAAAAGGGAGGAGGAAACGGAAGUCUGUGGCGCUAUCUCGAUCUCCUGCGACUGAGAUUGGCCGUGGUAGGAAAGACAUGUCACGGAGUACAUCAACUCGCAGAUCGAAACGGAGGCGUAGGAGAUGGGAAUGGACCAUACAGUUGGAAGGGGCCGAGAGUUCGAAAGACUCAGUGCCAGUAAAGGAGUCUGAAGAUGUCGAAGGAGACCAAGCGUCAACAGGCAUGGAACUGCCGAUACCUCCUGCUCCCAGGGAGACGGAAAAG
This is a messenger RNA of Cladophialophora yegresii CBS 114405, 948 nucleotides long. RefSeq lists its product as uncharacterized. The record is from RefSeq and is a predicted model, not a curated record. The annotation marks the transcript as partial. NCBI's taxonomy places the organism in Eukaryota, Fungi, Ascomycota, Eurotiomycetes, Chaetothyriales, Herpotrichiellaceae. The transcript has a single exon.